Podarcis muralis (Common wall lizard) is the source of this 6738-nucleotide messenger RNA. It is a transcript of the gene CRACDL, whose product is annotated as CRACD like. Lineage: Eukaryota; Metazoa; Chordata; Lepidosauria; Squamata; Lacertidae. The record is from RefSeq and is a predicted model, not a curated record.
ACUCAUAGUGGUGCUUUCUCCUUUGACUGUGAAAUCAUUCAGAGGCAGAAACCAGGAUCAUUUGCAGGGCCCAAGGCAAUAUUGUGCAUACACUUGAGACAGCACAGUAGCAUAGCAUGACGUCUGACUUUCUGAAAAGGCUGCCUUAGCUGUGCCUCUUAACUUGAAUGGACUCAACAUUACGGUACUUUGGAACCCUUUCCUGUGAACUUGAAAGUACCAGCCUUUUGCUUUUAUUCCUCCUCAGUUGAUUGGCAAGUGACUGCUUUACCAGUACCACAAGGGUCAUGGAUAUCAAAUUCCCAGAGGCUGAAGGAUCUGGCGAGGAAGGUUCAGGAAAGAAGAAGUCUAAGUUUAAAUCUAUCAAAAAGUUCUUCGGGAAAAGAAAACGGAAAGAGACGUUAUCACCUUCAGGAAGUGGUAGUCUGAAACAAUGCCAGUCUGCAAGUGACGUCACAGCUUCACAGUCUAUGCAUAUAGAUUACGAUUCUGAAGAUGAGCUUGAGAUGCACGAAGGUAUUAUGGGAAGCAGAGCCUUGUCGCAUGAGAGCAUUUUCAUUCCUGAGACUGCACAAGAACCAACUAGACCAAUCCGAGUAUUUUCUCAGGAAAAUGUUUCCGAUCGGAUUAGGGCUUUGCAGUUGAAACUCCAACAGAAUUGGAAAUUAAGGGCCUCGUCGCCAUUUGGAACAUCUUCAAAAAGAGUGGAUGAUACUGGGAUGAGUUCAGAAGAUGAUGGAUUACCUAGAAGUCCACCAGAAACGUCUUUACUGCAGGAAAUGUUAAAUUCCAGUACAGCAAAGUUCUCUGACUCGCACAAGCAUCUUAGCUCUUUGAGUUUAGCUGGAACAGGCAGUGAAGAAGAAGAACAGGUCACACCAAGUCCUUUGAGAUCCUCUUCUGUGGAAAGCCAGCUAUUCCCCAGGCAGCCAAGUGCUAAAAUUAUAUCUCUGCAGACAUCUGACUGCAAUCUCUCUCCUCCUGCUGAUUUCGAUACUCCAGCCGAGUUUUCUUCUUGCUUGGAUAAUUCAGCUGCUAAGCACAAGCUUUUAGUGAAACCACGGAACCAAAGAUCCAGUAGAACAAGACGACCUGCUUCGAGGAACCAGUCAGAAUUUCAGAAUGACUUGAGCUGCACACCUGAAGAAGACAAAAAUGAAAGGAAUGAGAUGUUAGCUGAACUAACCUGUGAAGGUGAUAGUUCCAACCAUAAGAAGCCAACAAAGAGCUCAGAUUUAGCAAAUUCAGUGUACUCCCAGCAACUUGAAAUGUCAAAAGAUCUUCAGCAUAAUUUGAGUCACCAAAAUGAAAAAACUCGCACUCUGCACACCACUUCUGAAUCACAUAUGCUUCUCUGUGAAAAUAAACCAGAGGGCUACCAAAAUGCACAAGAAAUAUCACACACCGUAUUGUCAUUGUUUCUUCAGAAGAAAGAAGAUACAGCUGCCCUAAAUCUUAUUGCAAACCAAGAACCACAAAGGGAGAGAGAGCACUCUGAAACACUAAAGAUUUCCUCUUGCGGUUUAUUAAAUAGCACAUCACUUAAUAUUUUAAAUCAGGAAAAUAAACAGACUUAUGGUGUGCAAUCUAAAUAUGGCAUGCUGUCUGAUAAGAACGUCUCAACCAAAGAUGAUGUGAUCCCAACGCUAGGAGGAAGAGAAAAAAAUACAUUCAAAGAUGCCAAGGCACUUUUGGAAGACAUUUCUAACAAGGGAACUAUAAAUGCAUCUCCUUCACUGCCUAGCACCAUCAGUCUUAUAUCAAAAAAUUCACCCCACGUCACAGAUUUACCGUAUUCUGAGAGCAAUAGUAUUUCCCAAACUUCUUGCACGGUCCCAUCACCACAAACAGACCAACCUCCUCCUUUGAACCUAGAAAAAGUAAAACCAAUUCAGGUGCUAUCUGUAUCCGAUAAAGAAAACAGUCACCCAGCAAUACCUUCUAUGUUGAUUUUAGGAGGGAAAGAAUCCAGUGAUCAAAGCACUGCGAGGAAAUUCUCUGUCUCGUCAGCUUGGGGAAGGUCAAGGACCAGCAGCUUGAACAUGAAGGACACUUUAGUGUAUGAAAAUCUACCAGCCAUGCAGAUCUUGCAGGCUAAAAUUAAAAACUCUUCAAGAAACGAGAAGGUAAAAGAGGAUACAGAGGUUAACUCCUGCCAAGAGAGAAAAGGCUGCACUAGCAAGUGGGCCUCCUCAUCAGAGUUGGAAUCAGAAACCGCUGGGAGAUCAUCAGACAGAGUAGAAGCUAGUCCACAGCCCCAGGUCAUGGCUUCAAAACCAGUGCUGAGUAACUUUUCCACUGCUCUUCCACAGCAAUCAAGUACUGCCGAGUCAAGUUGUGAAGAAAAAACCCCCUUCCAAGUCAAGCUUAGAUCCACAUCUUUAUCACUGAAAUAUAGAAACAGCUCUUUGCAGGAAUCAAAGGAGGCUAAAAGAUACAGUGCGGAGUUUAAUGUGGAAAAAGAGGGACUACCUUUGACAUCCCUAAAAAGUGAAAAAGCAGAGGCUAAAAAAACAAGUGAUGUAAAUACCACCAGCUUUUUAACUGAAAGCCUCAAAGCUAAAUCAAAGGCCUCUGAACAGGGUAGCACAAAACCUCCAUUGCCAAGGAAACCUAUUUUGCAACACUACUUUAUUGCUGGCACUAGCACAAACAUAGAAAAGCAGGAAAAGGUAACCAAAUAUCCUGAGUUGAAAAAUGAAGGCAAAGAUUUGGAGAUGAAACCAAGCCCACCCGAAGUGCCUGCAGAGAAAAGUGUGCCUUCUCCUGUGAUUGCUGCAGCAGACACUGCAAGAGGAACUGAAAGCCAGACAGUGCCAGCCUGGAUUACCAUAGCAAAACAAAAGCAGAGGGUCAUGGAGCAAGAGCUUAGCAAAGAAGAGAAACUGGUGGCUGCGGAUAAGGCAGAGGCAGAAAAACAAAUACAAGAGAAGGAGCGAAUGGAGGAAGUUCUGAGGCAACAGACAGAUUUCACGCGAAACACAUCCUUGCCUUUCCCACCCGCAGCUUCUUCUGAAGAACAGAGAAAAGAAACUAAGUCAGAUAUGCAGGAAUCUUUGCCAGGAGGCAGCUUGCUGUCACACCAUAACCCUGUUCAGUCUUCAGCGCUGAUUGAAAGAGAAGAUAUAAAGCCACUUAAGAAGGUCAGUCAUUCUUCUCCAGAUCAACCUUCAUGGAUGGAACUUGCCAAAAAGAAAUCUCAAGCUUGGAGCGACAUGCCUCAGAGGAUAAAAUAAGAGUAUGCAUUUUUAUGCAUAAUAGUUGUUCUAGAUUUUUUUUAUUGGGCUGUGUUAAUUGAACAGAUAGUUAAUCAUGAAAUCUAUUAUGUUGGCCGCACAUUUGUAUUCUUAACCCACUGUGUAGCAGUGAAGAUUCUGCUAGAAAGCUAAUGCUGGGCUCUUUGUUUUUUGCUUGGAAAAAUAAUCUUUUGCAGAUGAUGUUGCUUAUCUUACAUCUUCUUUGUUUCUUCCACACCUGCAAAAUGGUUUGUGAUGUAUAAGCUUUUGGAAUAUUUACUAACUAUUGGUUUACCAUUACUUUGUUACCUUGUAACUAAUCUUCCUAUCAAAGUUCUUCCCCCCCCUUUUUUUUUGAGCUAUGAAACUAAUUUCCUCCCCAGAAACACACAUGCAAAACAAAUGAUGUUAGGUUGAUAGAUUUACAGAAAAUUAAAAACUGAUAGCAUUGUGGAGUAAACGUGGAAAUAGGCUGGAAUGCUAAUUUAUUCUCUGGACUGAUUCAGUCACUACUACUCUCUCCCCACUCCCCAAACCUCUGCACACUGUUGGAUCAGGAUCAGAACCAUGCAUUAGACGUAUGUGCUACUUGACAAUACCUAAGAAAGUCAUGACUCCACUGGAAGAACCCUCAUUUAUUUGAACUCCAAGUAGGUAGUAUAGUUACAGGAAAAGGGAGAGUCUGUAUUCAAAAGUUCAAGAUAUCUUGUUGCAGUUGUUGAUGCAGUGAGGAUUGGAAGAAAGAGCACACAUUCUUGAUUUUGCCACAUCUAGUUGACUAGUAGCAUCUGAACAGCCCCAUGAUUUCGAAUCCUAAACUGAGCUGACAAGGAAUUUAUUUAUAUCUGGGAUGAGGGAUAUGUUUCCCUCCCAGAUGUUGCUGGCUGGGAACUCCCAUCAUCCCAGAUCAUGGGCCAUACCUGCUGGAGUUGGCCAGUGGGGAGUUGGACUCCCAACGACAUGUAGAAGUCCACAGGUUCCCCUUCUCCUGAUCUACAUCUAUGUCAAAAAUUAGACCAGGCACCCCCAAACUCGGCCCUGUUUUGGGACUACAAUUCCCAUCAUCCCUGACCAUUGGUCCUGUUAGGUAGGGAUGAUGGGAGUUGUAGUCCCAAAACAGCUGGAGGGCCAAGUUUGGGGAUGCCUGAAUUAGACACUGCUUUAACCUCCAUUUCAUUACUGUAUCAUUUUCUAAUCUAGAAGCUCAGUUGCUGCUCUUACACUUUGGAGAAACGACCUCAUCCAUGAUAUUGGAUAGUCAUAAUGCCUGCUAGAGUUUUCACAUAAAGUUAUGCACAGUUGUAAAAAAGAAAAGCCAAUUUCACACAUAUGUAUAAUAUCACAACAGAAAAUUCGAGACAAAACUGGCUGAUGCUACUUACUUUCUUAUCUGCACAGUUGGGGUAAUCAGCCUGUGAAUAAAUGCAUAGCCGUUGGAUUCAGGGUCAGAGGGAAAAAAGACCAAACUUCAGUCCCUAGUAAGGGAGACAGUUGGCAAGCUUUGUUUAUCUAACAAAGGAGAAAAUAUUACUUUGUCCUUCAUUGUACACUGAUAAUCCAAAAUUGCCUGGAUGAGUGGCCUUCAUUCUGCCCUCUUUUUGCAUGCAUUUUCAAUAUACAUUUUCAAUUAUGUUACAGGUGAUCGCUAGGAUUUUGUUAGCAUGUGAUGUAAUGCUGGAUAUAUAUUUUUUUCCUGCUGCUGUUACUUUAGGUGCCUUUUGAUGUGUAAUAAAAUGGAUACCAUGUAAAACAUCUUUCCACGGCAACAAAAAUAACCAUUGGAUUUUAUACAUAAGGUACAGCCUUAGCACCUUCAGUAUUCUUGAAGGUGUGGUAUCAGUUAAACUGAAUUUAUUGAGUAUCUUGCAGUAUUGCAGAAAGGCACUAGAUUGGUGGCAGAGUUCAUGGUUUGUUUGUGCAAGGCUCAAUCUUCACUUGGGCAGCAAUCUUGGUUCUCUCAUGUGGCAAACAGAGGCUCAGGCCUUAUCUAUGUAUGUACACCAAACACCUUAGAUAAGCCACCCACGUAAUUCUGAAAACAUGGUGUAUGCCUGUGGGCUUUAUUAUCACCUUUUGCCUAACCUGCUUUAACUCCCAAGGUAGUGUGCCAUGCAUGGGGUUUUUACAAAUGUUUUCAGUAUGUCUCAAGUCCAUGAUUUUGGGGUUGAGCAUCCUAAACAGGAAAGGCCACUCAAGGUGCAUGCUGCUUGUGAUCAUCAGCAAUAUUCUUAUUACAUGCCACCGAAAGAGGGACCAGGGAUGCAAACGGUAAAUUAUCAGAAAGCAAUAGGAGUACAUAAUUCCAAGAAUGUGGCUGUGUGCAUACUGCAUUCCAUAGAAAGCUUCCACUUAAAAAUAACAAAACAAAAAAAACCUAACCCAAAUUCCCUGUGAUAAUCUGAACCCUGGGGAACUGUGGCUUUGUGUAAACUACGGCUAGUGAGAACAGGCCAGAAAUCAUGGUUUGAUCCAGGCUUGUUCUCACUAGCUGUGCUUUAAACAAAGCCAGAGUUUCCUAAGUUCAGACAUGCUUUUGGUCUCCUCCUCCUAGCAUGUGAAAGAGGAUGGAGUGUGUGAGCCUGAAGUUUGCCCAGGUUCAUUUGUGUAGUGGGAAACCAUGGUUUACUAUUAUGUCCGAACCGAGCCCUAGACUUUUCAACAUUUUAAAUGCAUAUUUAAAGAUGCCUUUGCUUUUGGAAAUUGUUCAGAUAUUGACCUAUAUUUGAGCUUUAUUCCAAAGUGCUAGGGCAAUGUUGAUACUGUGUUACUUUUUGCAUAUCCUAUGUCAGCCAAAUGGUUUAAUUUGGCAAACAGGACACACAGUACUAAUCUGUGUAUUUGCAGUGAAUAGAAUGGCUUGCUUUCUAUAUCUACUACAAGGAAAAACCUUUCAAGGAAUUUUAAACUGCAUUUUAGUUUAGGAGCGCUGCAGUGGACUAUCUACCAUCUUCUGUUGUUUAAUGCACAUGCAUUUUCUAUCACAUCUUCUAAAGAAAUGCAAGGCAGAGGUCAGUCAUAAGCUAUGUCUACAAAGAAAGUAACUGCUACUUAAAUCGCAAUAAAAAUAAUGACAGUCAAAUGCUAGAGGUUCCCCGCCCCCCCAAGCAGAAAUGAUAUACUCUGUAUUAACUACAGCAUAUGGAGUAAAAUGCAAGGCUAAUUUUAGACGGAGAACACUUCUGGUUUUAAAUAGUUUUGUAAUAUGUAAACUUAACUGUGAGUUGUGUUUUUUUAAAAACAUUGUAAAUCUUGCUUCGAUUUUUAUGACUUGCACUAUUUCUAAUUUUUGCUUCUCCGUGUAAUGUUAACUACCUUAACUUUACAUCUCUGCAGUGUGCUGCACAUGCUGAGCAUGUUUACAUGGUAGUAAAUCCUAGUAAGUCGCAUGGGACUUACUCACUAGUAAUCCAUGUUUAGGAUUGCAGCCUUAGUUUUUUUUAAUGUCGACUAAAUUAUUUUUAUUGUUUUGUAUAGAGAACUGCAAUAAACUCUUGAGUCCAGA